AUGAACAAGUCAACAAAAAAUUAGAAUAUCCCUGCUGGCUACACUUUAGAUUAAUAUAAGUACAAAAUUUAUUAAAUAGAUAACAUUACCAAGAAUUACUAAAAUAUUCUAAUAUUAUAGAUAAUAAAAGCAAAUAUUUGAUAUGCGAAAAAGUGGAAUUAAUUUGUGAAUUUUCGAUUUGGGGAGAUUAAAAUAAUUCUGAUUUUUUUGAGUAGGUUAUUUAGUAAAUUUAGUUAUUUUUUCGAAGAAAACAUAGCAGAUAAGCUCUUAAAGAUUAUGUAAAGAUCAAGUUUCAAAGAAAUAAUUAUUGGCAUAAUUUAAAGUUUUGGAAUUCUAUUGUAUUAAUAAUUAUUAUUAAUUAGAGGAAAUCUAACAAAUAAGGAAAAUGUAAACUAUCUUUUAUCUCACCCUGUAAUUCAAGAUUUAAUAAUGUAUAAUUAUGAUUUCACUGAUGAAGAGAUAGUGGAUUAUUAUAUUUCAUUAUUGAAAAGCUUAGCAUUAAGAAUUGAUGAAGGUAAUGUACAAUUAUUUUUCAAUUAAAGAAUGAGUUUGUUUCCAUUAUUAUGGUAAGCAACAAAAUUUUAUAAUCACAAAGAGAUAAUGGUAAGAACAGCUGUAAGGACAAUAAUAUUGGGUAUAAUGAAAAGUAAACCUUUUUCUAAUUGAUUUAGUAAAAAAUCCAAUGUUAAAAAAAUACUUGACAAGAUUUCCANUAAUUUUAAAAAAUCUUCAGUGGAUUUUAUUUAUAUCAUUAUAGAAAGAUUGGUGCUGA
Messenger RNA from Paramecium sonneborni, 772 nucleotides. Lineage: Eukaryota; Ciliophora; Oligohymenophorea; Peniculida; Parameciidae. The record is from the annotation of a GenBank genome assembly.